GGCUCUCACAUGUCUAUGGCUCUGUGACUUUCUGUCUACACUCUGCAUAAAAGGACCCUUGUGUUUAGGGGAUUUCCGCAAAAACGAAACUAAAAUAACGGAAGUGCUGUGAAGGUUUGGGACACAACAAGAAGAGAGACGUGAAUCUGUGUGUGGUCGCAGGCUUGUGGCUGCAUCCCCCAUACUCUACCUCUCCUGUAUGCAAAAGAAUCACAAAACUUACAAACACACAGGUCUGCAUUUAUCAUUGAGGUCAAGAAAACACAACAUCCUGAAAAUGAGUUCAUCCGGUAAAGAUAAAAGAUAUCAGAAAGACAGAUCUGACUCACCUGAGCCCAGCUGUGUAUCUAUGAAGAGUGACCAGUCAAUGGGUUUACCAAUAGCUUUUCAACAGGCAGAGAAAGAAAGUCUGAUUCAAAAAAAGAGGCCUGGUACACCUGAAACCAGAGCUGUAUCUAAGAAGAGGACAUCAGUGGAUGAGCCGUUUGAACAGACACAGAGGUCUAAAAGGACAAAACAUGAGAAAGCCAGAUGUGUCCAACCUGAGCCCAGCUGUGUGUCUAUGAAGAGUGAGCAGUCAAUGGGUUUACCAAUAGCUUUUCAACAGACAGAGGGAGAAAGAGACAAACCUGGCAUUUCCAAUCCUCCAGUGGGGAAGUUAACUAAAAUCCAGGAUCCGAUCGGAAAAUAUCCAGGAGGAAAUAUUAGUGUGAAGAGGGAGAAAGAACAUAAGAGCAGUACAAGAGAACUGCACCCUACAUGGAAACAAAACUUCAAAUCCAAACUACAGAACAAAUUUCAGAUGAUUAACGAGGGAAUCUCAGUGUAUGUAAAUUCCAGACUUCUAAAUGAGAUUUACACAGAACUCUACAUCACAUCAGAUUCUGGGUUUGGACACACCAAUAAGGAACAUGAGAUCAGACUUGUUGAUAAGUCACAUAGGAGACUAAUAACAGAGGAGUCCAUCAAUUAUAAUGACAUAUUUGAAGCCUUACCUGGAGAUGAGAAACCCAUCAGAGCUGUGCUAACAGAAGGCAUUGCUGGAAUUGGGAAAACAGUUUCUGUUCAGAAGUUUGUUCUGGACUGGGCUGAAGGAAAAGCAAAUCAGGAUUUGGACUUUAUUUUUCCAUUUAACUUCAGGGAGUUGAAUUUUAAGGAACAAGAACAUCUCGGUUUGUUGGAGCUUCUCCACUUUUAUUUCCCAGAAACCAAAGAACAUAAAAUAGACUUUAAUCGUUACAAAAUCUUGUUCAUCUUCGAUGGACUAGAUGAGUCUCGUUUUUCUCCUGAUUUCAUAAGCAGUAAAAUGUUGACUGAUCCAACAGAAUCAGCUUCAAUCGACACUCUGUUAACAAAUGUUAUUAACAGGAAUCUGCUUCCAUCUGCAUUUCUCUGGAUAACAUCUCGACCAGCAGCAUCCAGUCAGAUUCCUGCUGUUUAUAUUGACAGAGUAACAGAGGUACGAGGCUUCAGUGACCCUCAGAAAGAUGAGUACUUCCUGAAAAGGAUCAAAGAUCAAACCCUGGCUAAUAAAAUAAUCUCACACCUAAAGUCAACUCGAAGUCUUUAUAUUAUGUGCCACAUUCCAGUCUUCUGCUGGAUUUCAUCGACUGUUCUCGAGAGAAUGUUCAGUGAAGCAGAAAGUGGAGAGAUCCCAAAGACCCUGACUCAAAUGUUCACACAUUUCCUGAUCUUACAGAUCAAACGUGGAUCCCAAAAGUACAAAAAAUGUGAAAUGAAUCCUGAACAGAUUGCAGACAUUGUAUUUAAACUGGGAAAGCUUGCGUUCCAGCAGCUGGAGAAAGGAAACCUGAUCUUUUAUGUAGACGACAUCAUUGAGUGUGGGAUUGAUGUCCAUGAGGCCACGGUGUACUCAGGGGUUUGCACUCAGAUCUUUAUUGAGGAAGUCACUUCACACCUGGGGAAAGUGUACAGCUUUGUGCAUCUGAGUGUUCAGGAGCAUCUUGCAGCUAUGUAUGUAUUUCUCUCAUGUGUCAAUGGAAAUCUCUCAAAACAACAAACCCCUGAAAUCUUCGGCCUCUCCAGCAAAGCAACACUGAUAGACCUUCUAAAGACAGCAGUAGACAAGGCCUUACAGAGUAAGAAUGGACACCUGGACCUUUUCCUCCGCUUCCUCAUGGGUCUCUCACUGGAGUCCAAUUCAAUUCUCUUCCAGUGCCUACUGACGGAGACAGGACGCGGCUCUCUGAGCAAAGAUGUUGCUGUCUUAAACAAGGAAAUAACCACGUACAUCAAGGAGAAGAUUAGAAAGAAUCAAAUAUAUUCACCAAAGAAAACCAUCAAUCUCUUCCAUUGUCUGAAUGAACUGAAUGACCAGGCUCUGGUACAGGAAGUUCAAGCCUUUUUGAGCAAAGCAACAAAUCAUUGCCUCCAAGGAGUCAAACUUUCUCCAGUUCAGUGGUCAGCUCUGGUUUUCUUCCUGCUGAACUCAGAAAAUAAGCUAGAAGAGUUCAACCUACAGAAGUAUGAAGCAUCGGAUGAGUGUUUCAAAAAACUCCACCAAGUGGUUACAGUAUCCAGAAAAGCUCUGCUGUGUGAUUGUAAUCUUACAAAGAAAAGUUGUAAAGAUCUGGUAAAAGUCCUCAGCUCGGUCUCUUCAUGUCUGAGAGAGCUGGACCUGAGUAAUAAUAAUCUGCAGGAUUCAGGAGUGAAACUGCUUGCUGAUGGGUUGAAGAGUCCACAGUGUAAAUUAGAGAUCCUACGACUUGGAAAUUGUAAGCUCACAGAGAAAAGUUGUGCAGUUCUUGCUUUAGUUUUCCAAUCCAACAUAACGCAUCUGAAAGAGCUGUGUCUCAGCCACAAUAGUCUGCAGGAUUCAGGAGUGAAGCAGCUCUCAGAUGGCCUGCAAAGCCCACAUUGUAAAUUAGAGAUACUAAGGUUACGUGACUGUAACAUUACACUGGAAGGCUGUGUCGCUCUUGCUGGAGCUCUGAGGUCAAAUUCAUAUCUGAAAGAGCUCAAUGUCAGCAGUAAUGAUUUAGGAGACCAGGGAGUGAAACUGCUAACUGAUAUAAAGGACGAUAAAAAGUACACACUGGAGAAGUUGGAGCUCUCAGAUCUGACCUGACCUGGUGUAAAAAGCCUUGUGGAGACAACACACUCACGCUUUCUUAGAUGUCCAAGAUGUUUCAAGAUUUCUUAGAUAUCCUUCCUGACACACUUGCUUUUUGGACUGUUUUUACUGAUUUCACUAAUCAAGCAAACAUUUUGAGUGGUGUUUGUUCUUAGCUUCCAGGUCAAUAGAAUACUUUCAAAAUCAAAAAGAAGCUCAAAAAUAUAGUCAAUAAAAGCAAGUAAGUACUAAAAAACAUCCAGGUGAAACCAGAUCUAUAGUGGGCUAAAUUCUCCCACUUGCUAAAGUCCUAUGCUGGCCCUCUGCUUGGGUUGUUGUGUUGGUCAGAAGUCCAUGGUUAGGCAGAUGAUUGAGGUUGGGUAGAUGCCUGAGGAUGAUUAAAAGCUCUCGGUUGGUCAGAAGCAAGUGGUUGAGCAGAUGUUCAUGGACAGUCUGAUGCCUGAGGAUGUGCAGAGGUCUGACAUUGGACAGGAGUUAGUGAUUGGUUAGAUGCCUGUUGCUGUGCAGAAGUCUGAGUUUGCCUCUUGCUGGGCCCUAACGAAGAAUUCCCAGGUUAGGCAGAAGCUCAUGGGUGUUUAGAUAGCUGAAGAUGUGCACAAAACUGGGUUUUAUAGCUCUACCAUGGGAGAAGCCUCAGGCUGGGUAGAAAACGGCUGAUUUUGGCCAGAUGCUCCUGGUUGGUCAGAUUCCUGAGGUUGGGCUAAAAUAGAAAAAGCAUAUUACAACAUUAGAUGGAUUCGGCCAUUUUUGUCCACACAGGCUGCUCAGGUACUUGUUCAGUCUCUUGUCAUUUCUAGACUGGAUUACUGCAACGCACUGCUGGCAGGUCUACCUAUGAACGCAAUCCGUCCUCUGCAAAUGAUCCAAAAUGCAGCUGCACGACUUGUGUUCAACCUGCCAAAGUUCUCGCAUACCACCCUGCUGCUGCGAUCCCUCCACUGGCUUCCGGUAGCUGCACGCAUCAGAUUCAAAACACUGAUGCUGGCCUACAAAGCCAAAAAUGGACCAGCUCCCUCUUACCUCAAAGCCCUCAUCACUCCUCGCACUGCACCCCGCACCCUCCGAUCUACCAGCACUGCUCGACUGGUUCCACCAUCUCUCAGGGUAAGAGGCAAGUAUAGUACAAGACUCUUCUCUGUUCUGGCCCCAAGGUGGUGGAAUGAACUUCCCCUAGGGGUCCGGACAGCUGAGUCAAUGGCUAUUUUCAAGCGCCGGUUGAAGACCUACUUAUUCAGGAAACACUUCAACUAGCACUUCUUUCCCUAUCUUUUGCAUUUAAAAAAACAAAAACCUUCAACACUUUUUUAUUGUAACUUUGUAUUUCAUUGUAACUUUGAACAAUGUUUUAAACUCAUGGUAUCUUAUGUAUGUAACCUAGAGAACCAGCAUUGAUGUAUCCAAUGAUGGAGAUUUAAGCACUUAUUUAUGUCGCUCUGGAAAAGGGUGUCUGCCAAAUGCUGUAAAUGUAAAUGUAAAUAUGCCUGGGCAUGAAACUGUGCAGUAGCCCCUCUUUGGGAAGCCCUGGUUUAGGCAAAGCACAGUUCCUUAUGAGUCAAUUCAAUUCUAUUUUAUUUGUAUAGCGCUUUUAACAAUAUAUAUAUAUUGUUAAAAGCGCUAUACAAGUAAAAUAAAAAUAUUCCAAUCUUCCAAUUUGUCAGUUUAAAGGACCACUUAUGAAAUCCAUCAGCAGCGAUGGGUGAAGCCAGUCCAUACUGGGUGAGAAUCUUAGCCUUGACUUUCUCAUAGUCCCUUGCUUCAGCCAACACAUAAUAAGUGCGCUGCAGCUCUCCUAAGGUGCUAGAGUCUGAGGCUAGAAAUAGAACACCUCUCUUGGAUAGUGCAUUCAAAGGUGUGUACGUAAGCUCAACAAUGUUGUUGCCAUUGAGAUUGGGAACUAAGUGCUGGGCUUCACAAAAUGUGUCAGUAAGCAGGGUUGGUGCCUUAUGGAGGGCUAAAAGUUUAUUAGUAUUGGUGUUAACAUGUAGCCCUUGGGCCAACUUGUUUGACCUCCUUCUGCCAGAGAAUGGACUCAAGGAGGUGCUGGAAGUGUUUUUUUUUUCAAGGACAUGUGAUUGGUUCUGUGUAGUAAAUGAUAGAAAAGAAGAAGUGAAAAUCAUUUUCAUCAAAAUCUAAUUAAAUCUGUUUUGUAAUAAUGUGAUUUUCUAAUCACAGAAAAAUCAGAAAUUGCCCAUUAUAAAAUAUAAACCAAUAUCAUGUAAAAGUAUUGCUAUUCUUUAUCAUAUGCUAUAUACAGCACUUACACAGGUGAAUCUCAUCUUACUCCUUAUAUGACACCUCUAUUAUUUCACAUCUAGAUUUUAUUGCCAUGUACUCGUGUAAUAUACAUGUAUCUAGGCUUAUAGCAGCAGCCUGUAAUAGUAGACUAACAUCUCAUAAAGAUUUAAAAAAAAAAAGAAGCAUACAGUCAUUGCUAAUGUGAGAUAUUUGACUAUUACAGUAUGUACAGAUGUAUUCUCCUGUGUUAUAACAUGUAUAACUACAUGUUACUCAGUGUGUCAUGUGAUGUACUUUGUGUUCUAUAAAUUGAUGUCUGUACAAAUGACCAACUUUGAUGUUAUCACUUUAACUAUUAUGCUUUAGUAGAUGAAUAUUAUUACUGUUAUUACUGUUAUUAUCACUGGCUAUUUUCAAACGGUGGUUGAAGACCUACUUAUUCAGGAAACAUAUCAACUAGCACUUCUUUCCCUAUCUUUUGCAUUUAUAAAAUGUUCAAAGUUACUUUUUCAUUGUAACUUUGAACAAUGUUUUAGACUCAUGGUAUCUUUAGUAUGUAACCUAGUGAACCAGAGUUAAUGUAUCCAAUGAUAGAGAUUUAAGCACUUAUGUACGUCACUCAGGAUAAGAGUCUGUCACAUGCUGUAAAUGUAAAGCUCAACGACAUCAAUUAGGUUUAGAUUUAGUGCAUUUUUCAAUAAAUGUAAUUUUGCUUCA
Messenger RNA from Tachysurus vachellii, 6046 nucleotides. RefSeq names its product NACHT, LRR and PYD domains-containing protein 3-like. The record is from RefSeq and is a predicted model, not a curated record. Gene Ontology annotation, molecular function: protein binding. The transcript is spliced from 13 exons. Bases 200 to 3088 code for a protein of 962 amino acids. NCBI's taxonomy places the organism in Eukaryota, Metazoa, Chordata, Actinopteri, Siluriformes, Bagridae.